Cavenderia fasciculata is the source of this 141-nucleotide messenger RNA. RefSeq lists its product as uncharacterized. Bases 1 to 141 code for a protein of 46 amino acids. Lineage: Eukaryota; Evosea; Eumycetozoa; Acytosteliales; Cavenderiaceae. The record is from RefSeq and is a predicted model, not a curated record. The transcript has a single exon.
AUGAUUCUAUCUAUCUAUCUAUCUAUCUAUCUAUCUAUCUAUCUAUCUAUCUUAUCUAUCUUAUUACAAUCGGGUAAUAAAAAGAGAGAAAAGGAAGAAGAAAAAGAGGAAGAGGAGGAGGAGGAGGAGUUUGGUUGUUAA